AUGGACAACACUAGUUUAAAAGAGUUAUGUCACACGCUUCAGAUUAUUCAAAACAAGAUAUCUGAAUGCAAUCAUGAACAAAGAAAGGUCAUCAAGAAGAUAACAACUAAAAGAGCCUUGUUACAAGAAGCAUAUCAAGUAUUGCAAAGUGAUCUUCAAAACGCGCUCUUGGAGAAUAAAGCCAAUGUCCAAAAGAUGCCACGACCCAUUUCGAUACCAGAUGAUCUAGUACCUUUAUUGUCUAAUUCAAUGACAGAAUUUACCAUUGCUAAAAAUGACUUGAUAACAACAACAACAACAACAACAAAAAUUGGCCUCACCAGCUGUCGAGCUUGGUUACGCCCGAGCCAAAGGGUUUGGAUUCAAGCAGAAGGCAUUGUUUUAUCAUCUAUUGAUGAGGCUUACUUAAGUUGCUUACCAAACAGCUUAUUACCGGAGACUAUCUAUUUAAAUCGCCAUCUAACAGGAGAUAAGGCAUACUUUUAUUGUUCUUUUGAUCUAUUACCAGAUAUACAACCAUCUGAAGUCAUGAAUGCAUUGAAGAUAACUUGCAUCUACAAGUUUAAUGAUCAGUAUCAUCAAACUGACUCAUAUAGUGUAGAAUGGGUACAGAAUACAGAUGACCUUGGCUGGACAAAAAUGAUAUCCUUUUUGCCUAGCAUCAUUCCUGCUUAUUUCCCAUAUUGUAUCGCAGUCAAGCAGAAAAUGUCAAUGGACAGACUUCAGGACUUGACCAAGGUAAGUAAAGGACUUGCAUAUAUAUAUGUUAUUCCUAAUAUAUAG
Rhizopus microsporus ATCC 52813 is the source of this 783-nucleotide messenger RNA. RefSeq lists its product as uncharacterized. The record is from RefSeq and is a predicted model, not a curated record. The transcript is spliced from 3 exons. Bases 1 to 783 code for a protein of 260 amino acids. NCBI's taxonomy places the organism in Eukaryota, Fungi, Mucoromycota, Mucoromycetes, Mucorales, Rhizopodaceae.